CAUUAAUCAUUGAUCUAUCCAAGCUGUUAGAGAGCAAGAAGGUGGUGUCCACCCUGAAGGGCUUGUCACUCAGGGCACACAGAGAUACAGACAGACAAGCGUUUGUACUCAGGACAUACUUCAUAGAGUGCCUUUUGUAAUUAGAACAACAUCUUAUUUGUAUAUCACAUUUAAAACAUGCAUCCCAAAAGGUUGAUUCUGUUCAUCUGGAUGUAGCAUUUUCAGUGGGAGAAACGUUUCGUCACUCAGUGUUUCGUGAGUGACGAAACGGUUCUCCCACGUUUCUCCCACUGAAAACGCUACUUACCUGGGAUUUACUUACCUGGGUCAAAGUGACCCAUGUUUAAACAAAUGCCCCUCCCUAAGCCUGCUCUUCAGUUCUUCUUCCAAGCUGUCACAAGUGCUUCACAUAGCCUAAUCACCCCAGUGUUGUGUCUGUGCUGUCUUUACAUUACUAUGUGACACACCAAAAAACAUUUUUCAGAUUUUGUGAAUAUUACUCAGAAAAAAAAAUCCCAAGCAGGAGCUAGAUAAAAAGGACAAGGACAUUUUUUCACAAACAACAUAAUGCUAAGUAUUAUUACAGAAACAGCUCAUUUUGAUUCAAAAAACCUUUAUAAAAUUAUUAGGGAAGUGACACAUGUACUAUAAAUGCAGUGUUGACAAUGACAUCACUGGCAGUUAAUUUUUGGUGGAAUAUCUAACACAAUAACGUGAAAAACAUUUGGCAAUAGUGGUCAACAUGACUGACGAAUAGCUGAAGGUUGCAGACUUUUCUGUGACUUAUUGCCCCACAUUUGAACUGGCUUUCAGUGUGUCUGCCCCACAUUGAAACGAAGACAACACAACAACAUAUGUGAACACUUCACAUCAAUAGCUAACAUAUGCUUUUUAAAAAUUUAGAAUAGUAGAACAGAGUGAUCUGUGGUCUUGCCUGCGUACGCAGGUAUACAGCAGGUGAGUGUAUGUGCCUGUUUGAAAUGAUCUAUUGAGUUGUGUGGGUGUGCACUGAGGUGCAAAAGGGGAUUCCACACAGGUGUCUGGUUUUUUUAUUUGAUGUUGGUAUAACUCGAUCAUACACAUGCCAUGUGCAGAGGAGGUGUGGUGUGUAAGAUCCUCCCAGGCACUGGGUCUCUAUUCCUCAUUGAGUCUCCACUCACACAAAUGUGUGACAUCAUUGGAGUUUCCCCCUCUAUCGGUAAGAGCCUUUUAAAACAGGCUCUCACAGAUAGCGGCAUCAAACAAGAACGGUAGUGGAAGAAGAGGAGGAAAGGCUGCUAAGAAGUGAACUGUACCUUAUAGAAGGCACCCACUAAAAACAAUGGAAGGUGAAUGCAUGGUAGUGCUGGAUACAAUGAUCGACAAAGACACAGAGAAACAGGCAACACAGGAAAUCAAGCCCAGGUCAAAGCUAACCAUGGCCCUCCUGGCAUUCACACUUUGCCUCGCUGCUACUGCUGCUGCUGCCCUCGUUGUUAACAGGCAUGCUGAGGCUCCUGGACAAAAUGAGGACAAUUUUGAUCUCCAUCACACUUUGAGGCAAAUAUCAAAUGUGAGAGCAGCCAUUCAUUUGCAAGGAGUACACAACUAUAAUAGAAAGACCUCAGUGGAAUGGCAGAAGGAUGUGGACCAGUCCCACUCUCAGGGAGGACUAGAGCUCAAUAAAAAUGAAAUUGUGAUUCCUCGAGAUGGCCUCUACUUUGUUUACAGCCAAGCAUCUUUCCGGGUUAACUGCAGCAGCGAUGCCGACGAUACCUCCUCACACCCCAUGGUCCACCUGAGCCACACUGUCCAACGCUGGUCUCACUCAUAUGCACCUAAAUAUGUGACCAUUCUUCACUCUAUCCGUACAGUCUGCCAAAAGACAACCAGUAGUGAUUCAGAUGAGGAUGGGAACUGGUACUCUGCAGUUUACAUGGGGGCUGUGUUCAACUUGUAUGCCGGGGACAGACUGAGAACACAGACAGAGGAGGCAAUGCUGGAGAAAUUGGAGGAUGAGCCAGGGAAGAACUUCUUUGGUGUUUUUGCCUUGUGAGGAGAGGUGUCUGAUGAAUGUAGGUGAAAUGGUGACCUCAGACUCCAUUUCUCCACCAUGACCUGCUGCCCUUGUGGAAGGCUUUUAACUAUUGAAUGUGAGGAAGCCACAGAUGGUUCACAUUGCACUAAAGAGGUGAUGGAAAAUUUACUUUUACCAUCGGCCAUACUUGAAAUAUUUGUAUCAGCAAGUCAUUUCAUUGUAACUACAGCAGUCAACCAAAGAGUGCUACCAUGUCACUACAGGCUGACAGAAUAGAAAAACAAAGGGUUUACUUUUUGGGGAAUUUAUUUAUUUAACAUAUCUUUGUCGUAUUUAUUUUAUUUGUUGUAUUUAUGGAUUUAUUUAUUGAAAUAUUGAAAUACUUAUAUAUUUAUUAAUUUUAUUGUGUUUUAUACUGAAUGUCCAACUGUAUUUGUGCUGAUUUUUGUU
Molecule: messenger RNA, 2467 nt
Organism: Pelmatolapia mariae (spotted tilapia)
Lineage: Eukaryota; Metazoa; Chordata; Actinopteri; Cichliformes; Cichlidae
Product: tumor necrosis factor-like
Exons: 4
Coding region: 1322-2035 (237 amino acids)
Biological process (GO): immune response
Cellular component (GO): membrane
Molecular function (GO): tumor necrosis factor receptor binding
Source: RefSeq, a predicted model, not a curated record